This is a messenger RNA of Liolophura sinensis, 2151 nucleotides long. Its product is annotated as WD repeat-containing protein 5. The record is from RefSeq and is a predicted model, not a curated record. The coding region runs from base 107 to 1162 and encodes 351 amino acids. Gene Ontology annotation, molecular function: histone binding. Gene Ontology annotation, cellular component: Set1C/COMPASS complex. Lineage: Eukaryota; Metazoa; Mollusca; Polyplacophora; Chitonida; Chitonidae. The transcript is spliced from 14 exons.
UCAAUUGCGCAUGCGUAAUAUUUUGCGGGUAAAUGGUGAAAACGAAAAGUUGUUUCCCUUGGUGUAAAAAAUUAACCAUUUGAAAGGAGUUACAGUGAAGUGCAAAAUGUCUACAGAAGAAAGCUCUGGGACGAAGACUUCCGAUGGAGGGACAGAUGCGAAACCACUGUCGUCAAACACAACCACCAGCGCUCCAUCAUCCACAACCUUGACCUCCACACCUAGCUCUAAGACACCCUCCCAACCCUUGAAACCCAACUACACAUUGAAGUUCACAUUGGCAGGUCAUACUAAGGCCGUGUCAUCAGUGAAGUUCAGUCCUAAUGGAGAGUGGCUUGCCAGUUCUUCUGCUGACAAAGUUGUGAAAAUUUGGGGUGCUUAUGAUGGGAAGUUUGAAAAGACAAUCAGUGGGCAUAAACUGGGUAUUUCAGAUGUGGCCUGGUCCACAGACAGCAGGUUACUUGUUUCUGCCUCAGACGACAAAACGCUCAAAAUAUGGGACCUCGCCACAGGAAAAUGUUUGAAAACCUUAAAAGGACAUAGCAACUACGUGUUUUGCUGCAACUUUAACCCUCAGUCAAAUCUCAUUGUCUCUGGAUCGUUUGAUGAGAGUGUGAGAAUCUGGGAUGUUAAGACCGGAAAAUGUUUGAAGACAUUACCUGCUCACUCCGAUCCAGUCACAGCUGUUCAUUUCAACAGAGAUGGUUCACUGAUAGUCUCCAGCAGUUAUGAUGGCUUAUGUCGGAUAUGGGACACAGCAUCGGGUCAGUGCUUAAAAACACUUAUAGAUGAUGACAACCCUCCGGUUUCUUUUGUCAAAUUUUCACCAAAUGGAAAAUACAUCUUAGCAGCUACAUUGGACAACACACUGAAAUUAUGGGACUACAGUAAGGGAAAGUGCUUGAAGACGUACACAGGACAUAAAAAUGAAAAGUAUUGUAUCUUUGCAAAUUUCUCAGUGACAGGAGGAAAGUGGAUCGUUUCUGGAUCAGAAGACAACAUGGUGUACAUCUGGAAUUUACAAACAAAAGAAAUUGUGCAAAAGUUGCAAGGUCAUACAGAUGUUGUGCUUUGUUGUGCCUGCCAUCCCACAGAAAAUAUCAUUGCAUCAGCAGCUCUUGAAAAUGACAAGACAAUCAAACUGUGGAGAAGUGACGUGUAGAAAUAUGUCUUUCAUCAUUUGGCACAGACUUUUGUGUGGUGUUCACAGAAACCCUUCACUUACCCAAAAUGCACAAAACCUUGUGUGUUGACAGGCAAGCUUGCAAAUUCUGUGUUGACCUGUUCAGGUAAAAAGACAGAAAUGCCAUAAAACAAAAGUUUAUGGACAGCCUAACAACAACAACAACAACAUUGCAGCAUCUGUGUAAAAUAUCUGCCAUGGCUUGGGACAGUCCCUGUUCUUUUCCGGGAAAUACAAGAGCUCGGGAGAGUGCUGGUGACUUUGUAGGGUUGCUACAACAGGGUUGUAUGCUUAAUGCAGAAACGUUAUAUCUUCAGGUCAAAUCUGGGCUCUUGACAUUUUAAGAUGAUUUCAUUCAUCCAUUUCAAACUUACUGUCCAAGAGAUGCAGCGAUUUACCAGAUUAUUUUCUGACUGAAUGGUAGCAGUAUGCGCUAUUAUCAUCACUGAAGGGACCUUAUGGUGUGGUAAUAGAAUCUGUUGAAAUUUUCCAUUCAUUAUUAUCAACAGUGUUCAUCAGUAACGUCAGGUGUGUGAUACUAUGCCAGCUUUAUCCCAAUGAAAAAGUUGAUAAAAUGAAUUUUGCAUGUGUCAUCACUGCCUAGCUUGAAAGACAUGAUGGGUACCAGAAAAUUUCUAUUUCAUGGCUUUAAUAUAUAGUGUAUUAAUAAAACAGUUUUGCAUGCUAUAAGCUUAAGCGUUUAAACACAAAUUAGGUUAGAAAACUGCAUACAUUUUUUGCGAUAUAUAUGGAGAUAAUACGAUGCCAUCAAAACUUAAAUAAGUAUCCGACCUUAGGGCUGACCAUUUUACGAUCUGUCACUUAAGACCACUCGUACUCAAUGUUAUUGCCAACAGAUCAACCACACGGUUGUAUGUGUUCAACAUCACAAUCGUUUUUGGAGAGAAUGAAUCAAAAUAAAAUGGCUCUGACCUUCCAAGCAGCCUUCUAGGUAUAUGACUGUUCAU